Molecule: messenger RNA, 7831 nt
Organism: Aplysia californica (California sea hare)
Lineage: Eukaryota; Metazoa; Mollusca; Gastropoda; Aplysiida; Aplysiidae
Product: mucin-5AC
Biological process (GO): positive regulation of DNA-templated transcription
Cellular component (GO): nucleoplasm; chromatin
Molecular function (GO): ubiquitin-protein transferase activity; zinc ion binding
Source: RefSeq, a predicted model, not a curated record
AGAACGAAAGAGACCACAAAGCGGAAGUUCAAAGACCGGAAGUACAGCACAGCACAGCACCACUCAGAUCUCAUUCGACUUUCAUCAACUUUCGCCCGUCUGAGAUUCGAGUGAGUGCGCACCACAACCAAACGUGCACGCCCCGCUGGUUCCAAUAAUCUCCUCGGAACCCCCGUGACGUCAUAGCUUCCUGCGCUGUAAACUUCAAAGACAACCCGGAAGGGAAGACCCGGUCGGACAACAGGCCAGACCAACACGUACCCUACUCUCAAGUUGAGAUGUGCCAACACAACUUUGACGCCGACAAACGGAGACAGUAACCCUCAUAAGCCUGUCUUGGACAACUGGAAAAAUUAACCCUCAAAACCCAGCUGUGGACAACCGGAGACAUUAACCCUCACACUCCAGCCAGCAGUAUCAGAACGAUCUGAUCAAGGGCUGCCGUUACCAUGGCGACCGGCACGCGUCUGAUGCGUGAGAUCAACGACCAGUUCCUGAGCUGCAAGCUGUGCGAGGGAAAGUUCCGCGAGCCCAAGACUCUGACGUGUCUGCACACGUUCUGUCUCAGCUGUCUGCAGGCGCACUUCGACACCGAGGCCGAGGGACGGUCCGGCCGCUACAGCAUCUACCUGCGUCACGUGACAUGCCCCGUGUGCCAGAGGAAAACAGAACUGCCCACUGGUGGUGUGAGGCGACUCCCCGACAACUUCUUGGUGUCAAACCUCACGGACGUGCUCGCUAAACGAACUGCGACAAAAGAACAGCCGUGUGAAAUUUGCCUGACAGUCAAAAGUAAGUCUGUCGAGGCCAAAGCCAAGUGUUUAGACUGCAGCAAACUGCUAUGCGCCUCCUGUCUGGAGAUCCACCGCUCCACCAAGGUCACCCAACACCACAGUCUUGUCGACCUGCAGGAAGAAAAAAACAUCCAGUGUAAGGUUCACGAAGAAGAACACGUCCGCUACUACUGCUCGGCGUGUGAGGCCUGUAUAUGUGUGCUCUGUGCCUUCCAGGAACACAGAGACCAUGAUGUCUGUGCUUUCAGUGACGUCACAGACAAGCACCGUGAGCAGCUCUCUGGUAUGCUGGACCAAUGUCAAGGUCGACUGCAGGAGGUCACAGACCGACUGGACACUCUGGAUCGCCACGAGAAAGCGGUCAAGGCCGCGAAGGAGAGAAUCCGAGACAUGGCCAUUGCUUACAUAGCUCAGGUGCGAUCCCGGGAACGGGAACUGAUGCAGGAGUUGGACGGUCUGUGUGGCGGUGACGUCAGCAAGCUGAGCCAGGAGAAGAACAGUCUACAUGAGUACAAGGCGGACCUGGACAGUUGUUGCAAGCUUACAGACGUCAUGCUUAAGGAACAAGGCGUGGAUAUUCUACUAGUAAAGAAAGACAUUCAGUCAAAGAUGACGACCCUGUUAGAACCCGUGAAACCCGAUCACGUGGUGGCAGUUGACCUCUCCGAGUUGACUUUUGUCCCUGGUGACGUCACUCUGGGAGAGCUCAACUUUGGGGGAGACAACGUCCAAGCCUCGGAGAACGGCGAGCCGGCGACGAGCAGCAGUGGCGUGGACAGUGACUCCGGAAGCUACGCUACGCCGCCCUCUUCCUUGUCCUCAGGGGUGACCAACAAUUCGCCGGAUGUCCUGCGUGGCCGUGGCGGGAUAGCCAGAGAGAACCACGCUAACACCACAACGAUGUCUGACGUGACGACCACACCCCGCGUGGCACACACAGACUCUCAGACGGACAGGAAGACACUUGUGUCACGUGAUACGAGUACGGUGUCCGUAGAGACGAGAGACAGGGGAAUGGUGGCGACAGCGGCGCAGAGCGUCAAAGCCCGGGGGACCAUGACGGAGAGGAGUGACGUCAGAUCUCUCACAUGUCAAACGGACACGUCGUCCACGACUUCUUCAUCUUCGCAGCUAGGAAGCAAUCAGAGCCUGGACCAACAACCGACAACACCUGUCCGAACUGAACCAAUGCCUGCCCCAGAUCUGCUGCCGUCUUCACCCUAUCUCUACUCCCCUGGGAGGAAGAUCUUCAGUCGCCGCAUCCAAACAGACAUCUCUGCUCUAGACACGGGCACUGAGGAAAAUACGCUGACUGACGCAGAACUGACCAAACUCCUAGCCAGAACGAAAAGGGCGGAUAUGCAGGACACGGCCCCACUAGACUCACCCAGCAGGACACGGAGGUUCGACACGGGCUCCAGUGACCUUGAAGCAAGAAGAACUCGCCGGCGUGCAGCGGCAGCAGUAGCAGCUGCAGAAGUGGAAACUCCCCAGAGAGUGCGAGGAGUAGAAGCCGGGACGAUGACAGACCAGGACGUGAGGGUUGUCCCCGAGACAAGAGACCAGCAGACGUCGCCGGAACCAACCAGUGAGGAGGGCGGUGCCGAGAGGAGAAGACGAACGCCUAAGAUGGAGGAGAAAUACACAGAGACGGAGCGCCUAGAGAAAUCCGACCAGGAGACGUGCACCGUCAACGUGUACAAGGAGAGCCGAGCUGUGCUCACUGACCAGGUGUCCACCUGUGACCGCGCGACGGACAGCGUGAGCACAUCCACCCAGCACCGCGCGGUCGGGACCAUCCAAGUGCGGCGUGAGAACUUUGCUGUCCAGGUCAAUCCCAAAGUGAACGCGGCUACGACCAACACACCCAUCACAAUGCAGUGCGAUCAGGAAUGCCAGGCUAGCGACUUCCUAGAGAACAGCGCAACAGUUGUGUCGUCCUCCAGCCAGCCUACACGUGAGACUAGCGGCAACAGCGAAGAGAAGAGAGGAGGGGGCAGUGGCGUACAAUCUCUCGCUGGUGGUGCUUCUGGCAGUUUAGUCACAAGAGACACCGCCAGCGACCCCAUCAUUUUCCCACGCCCCUGUAAGGCGACCGAGACUACCAAGAUCAGGACUUCGACGGCAGCUACCGAAACCACCGGCGUGAAGAAAGUGGACAGAGACACAGCCACACAGCCGACCAAGACCGUGAACCAGUGGACGGAGACUGUCAACCCACAGAUGGUGAGCACAGGCAUCACCCCACCCCGCCCCGCCACUCUGGAGACAGGGGUGGGCACGACACCGGUCCUGACCAACGACGAGGCGACAGGCACGGACGUGAAGUCUUACCGCGACUCCCACACGGAGAUGGUGCUGCUGGUCUGUGACAACGAGACGCUGACAGACGCUCCGCUACACGCCGACGCCCAGACCAGCAUGGAGGUGAUCACAGACACCGCCGCUUGCGGGACAGACAGCGUAGACAACACUGACGAAGGUUCCAUGACCGAUUUCCAGGGCAACAGACGUCAUGGUGGUAGAGUCGACGACGCAGCGACUGGAACCUCAACCCCCAGCAGUCAGUCCCCCUCACCCCAGCCCGGGCAAGCCUGUUCCAAAUGCGGGCACUGUGUACCAUAUCCUGGGUCUUCUACACUUUCCACGGGUGACGGCGCCGUCGAUAAAGAUCACGGCGGUUUGUCCAGACAGGCUGGUGGAGUGGGCAACGCUGAAGGAGUUAACUCCCCUUCCGCUAGCGGUGGCGACAGCGCGAUACGCAAGACACAGGACGUAGGCACGAUGGCGAUGUCGUGUUCCUCGUACCGGCCGACACUGCAGGACACAGGUGUGCAGACGCCUCAGCCACGUCUGCUGGACAAAGGCUCCGUCACUUCCGGGGACUGGGAGGAGGACAUGACGUGUCUACGGCCGCUGGCCAGGGAGCAUCAGGACGCGGCCACCAGCACGGAGUCCCUGCCUUACAUCGGCCUGCUCAGUGAGAUAGACGUCGACGAACUGAUCGUGGUCCCGGAAGCAGCGUUUGAGCUCGUCUCCGACUCCGACUCGGACAAUGACGUCAUCAUGGUGGACACCCAGACCUCCACAGACUUUGUCCAGUGCGUAGAAGAGGGGACUCAGACCCGAGAGCUAGCCACGUCAUCGGUGUCUGGGAUGACGUCAUCCAUGGUGACCUCUCAGGACUCGACGUUUAGCGGGCUGGCAAUGAAUGGAUCUACCAGUUCAUCUCAGAGUCGAGACAAGAGGUGUGUAGGAGAGAUCAUCAAGUCUAUGGUGGAGGUGGACGGAGGGGGAGGAGUAGGUGGGGGAAGCGGCGUGUUUAGAGACGAGUGGGAGAAACAUUUGGUGAGCAUCGGUGUAAAUACAGAAAACGCCCUCACAUUAGAGAAAGAAACUUGCACACCGAUGAGGCAUCUCUUCUCCAAAGGAACCAUGACCUUUUACGUGUCCAAAAUGGAUAAAUCUACCAGCACCUUGGGCCAAGCAAGUACGCUGAAACCUGGAAUGUUACCCAGCAUCAAGUCAAGGUCAGCUGACAAGGUAACCAUGACGUCGCAGACGGACAGAAAAGAUGUGGCUAUUGAGACGGACAGCACUAGGCUGGACGGCCGGAUCACAGCCUGCAUCUCCAAGCUGAGAAAUGUGUCCGAACGACUCAACAGCCCGACCCGCCGGAAAACGUCUGAUGGAGACGUAUUUUUCUCUUCUCACCCGGCAGCCGGCCAGACUCCUAAGUCGGACUUAUUGAGUCCAAACGAUGUCCCUCAACGGGCGCAGCCUAAACCACCAGGAAGUCCUGAAGCUGGUCGUCAACUACAGGUCCGGAAUCUGCUAGAGCAGGCCGACAUCAAACUGAGACAGAAGGACACGCCCACCAUCAGAAAACCUCAGCCAAUCACAACCCUGAAAGGCAGACGGCCCUCCCAGCCGACCACCAAGGUCACAAGCAGCGUGGACGGCGGUAAAUCAGGGGAAGACAACCAGGGAGACAACAGCUGUGAUGGCACUCAGAGUCUGCCGCGGAAACUGAAGGCCGAGCCUCGUUCUGGAGUUGUCCGGAUGGGGAGCCAGCCUUUGGCUCCAAGUAGGCUUCCUCUGCUGCGAUACAACUCCGCCCCAGGUCGCAUAGCAACGGUACCAACACAAACGCUGCUCAACAAAGCGGCAGAAAGUGCGGGUCAGAUCGCCGGUAGUCGCAGCCCUCGAGUCUCCCCGAGUAAAAUCCCCAUCACCAAGAAGAAGAGCCCUCCAGAUUACGUUGUCCCCGCCCACGCUGUCCGGAAGGAUAGCCAUCCGGACGAGAAGCCACCGCUGAGACGGCCCCUCCCCAGCAUUACGGAGACUCGAACUUCUUCCUCCUGCUCGGACGCCUCUUCUUCCUCCUUCGCCUCAGCCUCCUCCGCGACCGCGGGCGCCGCCGCUACCUCACGUCCUUCCUCGGGCACCCAGGACGUCCCAACUACCUCCUCCCCCUCCUCCUCUCAGACCAGCUCUGGUGUCUUUGCUCCUCCCUCUCCUGCCAUGAUGCCCAAACCUCUGCUGGGGCCCGACCUUCUGAUCACAGUUCCAGCAGCAAGAUCUGAUGGCACCCCCAGCCCUGCCACAAGCAUGCCCCCAAGCCCCCGACCCCGGUCUUCGUGUACCUCCAUAUCUCACACCACAUCCUCCUCCUCCUUAGACAAAGACAAAAGUUCAAACACAACAACCCCCAGGGGUUCCACAGACACAAUAAACAGCACGAAAGGAGGGGAGGAAAAAGAGAAAUCGGAAAAACCUAAGAAAAGUGGAGGUUUAGGCUUCAUGCAACGUUUGUUGUCUAAAAAGAAGAAGAGUUCUGACACGAAGAAAGAGAAGCCGCCGGCCUGUAAACCCACCUUGCCCCCAGCCGAAGCUGCUGCUGCCCUGUCCACCGCCACCUUACCGCCCCCGAGCGCACCCGAAACACCACAACAACACUGGCCUCAGCUACAACUUCCCCCGCACCAUUACCCCCCAAUGCCUGAACCUAAAUCCCCCUCUCCUCCCCGAAAGCCCCGCCCUUUCGUCAUUGUGAGACAGCGAGUGGUCUCCAUUCAGCAGGACAAUGUAGAGCACGUGGAGGAGAAGAGAAGGGGCAGCACUGUGGAAAUUCCCGGAGCUCGCCCUGUGAAAGUGGGCGGGUCUAGCGUGGACGCCCCUCCGAAAGCCGCCGGCGCAACAGGGGACCAGAAGAAAGCAGAAGUCGUGAAAAAACGAGAGGCAGCCACGUCGAAGAAAGACGGAGCGUCAGGCGAAAAAGAAAAGUCGAAGAAAAAAGAAGUAAGGGUCAAGUCGAAGAAAGAUGACGUGUCUGACAAAGGGAAGAAACAGAAGUAAUAAUAAUUUGUUGUGUACGCAGAUCGGCAAGGAUACAACACCUCUCAAUCAUAUAAUAAUAUACAUUGAAGGUUGACAACCCCCCAAAAGGAAAGCUUUCGUUAGUCAAAGGUACCGUGAGAAGAUAACGACAAACAAAAAAGCCCCCCCCCCUCCACCUCCCGCAUCCACAAAUAAAGUCAAUUGAGGUAGAUCAUGUAAACAGAGCUGGAUGGUGUUAAAGAUGUUCUUCAAAAGAAUAGAUAAUCUACAACAGAAGCCGCCCACCUACCCUUUGACAGAAAAUAAUUAUUGCACUUGCCCUUGGAUUCUCCCGAUACGAAAAAGGACAAGCUAAUAGAAAAGUACGUAACAGAAGGUGGCCAGUUUACGGCAGGGACCAAAUCAAAUUCCCCCAAAGAAAAAAAGAAAAUAGAGAAAGAGUACUGGAAGGUUUGUGUUUGUUAGACUUAGAGCGAACGACUCGAAUGAAUCUGCGUGCGUUGAAAAUAAGGACUGAAAUAAUGAUAUUACGGUUUUUUAUUCGCUUGCUUUACAAAAAAAAUACAUCUUCCACAAUGAAUAAUGUUAAUUAACAUGAUGAUGGAACGCAAUUAUUUGGUUCAAGAUGAACGCUGAGUAUGGCAUACUUGUUGAACAUGAAUAUAUCAGAACUUUAAUCCAAUUUUACAUAUAUAUUUUCUUAUGUAAGCAUAUAAAAACAGGAACUCUCUUUCUUCCUUCAGUUGGUCCAAACACAUUAUACAAAAAUAAUCUUAAUCUUAAAUCACGUCUUGAUCCAUUCUUCUUCAAAAGUCAGGCUCCCUUCGUUUUGUUUCGUGUAAAUAUUUGGAAGUUUCUCGUCAACUUCCUCAUACACAUGUCACCCUCAUGAGCUUUCAUCAAAUCUUUUUUAAUCCUUGACACGUAUCCAUUCACAUUAACAUAACAGUCAUACACACAGUGUAACGUUCCGAAUUUCAGUGUGACGAGUAUUUGGUGUGUUAAAUAAACAUAUUAUAUAAUAAACAAAUGAGGUACGUAGGCGUGUAUUAAAAUAAUCCUAGAUCGUGCACUGUUGCGUAUUUCUGAUUCACUAUGGAGCGCAUUGUUUGACUAAAAUUUAGCCAAAUUAAGGACUAGGGUGGAAGAUGCCGCGUGCACUCGACUAUGGCGAUACUGUUGUUUUUUCCAUUCAUUUGGACGUAAAGGCAAGGCUCAUAGUGCUGACAGAGAAGUUUUUAUAAAGAGAGCAGAGAGCGGGCGGACAUGACAGUGUGUGAUCUAGGGAUAUAUUAUAAUGUCAAUGGUAUGGAAAUAAUGGUAUUUGAGAAUUGUCUAUUACAGUGUCGUAGUUCCUCAUCAUUUGACAACGAACUGAAAGCAUGGUUUGUGAAAUGAAACGUGUAGGCCAAAGUCUGUAUUAUUCAACUGUGAUAACGUGUAGAUGUAGAUUUAUAUAUUAUUAUUAUAUUAUUAUCAGUAUAUACUUGAAUGUAUUUAUUUAUUACACCCUCGUUGUAUUUUUGCAAACUAUAUUUAUAUAUACGUGUAUGUAUUAUUACUCUUUUUUACAACCCUUUUUCGAGCUUUAUUUUUAGUUAGCUGAAGAUGCCACUUUCAUUGUACAAUUAUUUUCUCUUUGUUGAAGAAUGACAUUAAACAUACAGUUGUAUGUUUGGACACGUUGCACAUUUGAA